AUGCUUUUCCUUUUUGCACCCCUGGCUCUUAAGGUUUUGACUCCCGCUCCGCCCAGGUCUUCGCCUUCAUCCGCGGAGCUUGCCGCUCAGAGUGCUUGCUGGGAAGUUUGGUGUUGGAAGGGUUUGUCGGGCGAGUGUGCUGCCUCCCCUCCCACCUGUAAGACUAGAGUGCCCCGUGCUCCCGAGCCCUUCCCGGGAGCCCCGGCCCCCCGCUUGCAGGUUCUCUUCGCAUCGGCGGCGGCUUCUUCCGCGACUUCCCGUCGCCUGGGCCCUGGGCCACUUUGCUUCUUGUGUGAGCCUGCCGUUGUACUGCCGAACCCUUGCAGCACCGUUUGUGCACAAGCUUUAGCUUUCGGGUUGUGUGUUUGGGGCGACAUGGAGGCGGCUCUUGCCGAAGCGCGUUGCGCGGCCGUGUCACUGGUGCUCGACUUUUCGUACGGUGGGUCCUCAAUCUCUGGGUUUCGCAUCUUCGAGGACCGCGGUCGCAGAGGAUGCUGGAGGCAGAUGAAGCGGCUCUGCUCGGAGUCGAGUCAGGCCACACACUUCCUGGAGAUGGCCGGAGCUACUUUGGGCGCCGGCUCUCUGGACUUCUUCCGCAGUCAGCCUCGCCGUCCGAAGGAGCAGCGUGUCUUUGACGCCGUGCAGCGCGUCAGGGAGUUGCUGGCAGCCGCUCCGCCGCCUCGCGCGAGCUCGCCGGUCGUGGAAGCCGGGUUGCUGGCUGUGGAGCUGGUGCUGGAUCCCCUGGCCUCGGAGGAAGCUCGCCUCGGCUUGCAUGUUUGGCCAGGCUCGUCCCCGACCCAGGCGUACCGGAAGAUGAUGAAGCUUUGUCAUCCGGACAAGCUGCCGAAUUGCGCAAAAGCCGCCAGCGCCGCCAUCGAGCUAUCGAGCCUGUCGGAAGCCGUCCAGGGCGAGCGCGAUGACUUUCGAGGUGCGCCUCUCACACUGGCCGAGACUCGGCUCAUUGAAGCCGUGCGGCGAGCGGAGUCGAUUCUCUUCACGACCGCCGCGGUGCUGGUCCUCCAGUCGAGGCCCCUGCUGCAUCGACUUCGGCCCCACCGCCUCAUCAUGAGGAAGCUGAUCAGGCCGGACAUCGGAGCCAUUAAGAGGGUGAUGUACAUCAAGUCCCGCCAGGCUGCGGAUCCCGGUGCCCCGCGAGCUCCAGAGCCGGCUGCAGCUUCGGCCCCACCAGGCCCGGACCCUGAGGACGACGGGGACGACGACAUGGGGGAUGAGGGCGACCCGGAGCCCGGCUGUGAGGACGGCAAGAUGACGGGAUGGUUGCACUACGAGCCGGUGAAUGCUGCGGAGCUCGACAGGGCCUUGAACUCCGACGCAGUUCGGCGCUUUACGGAGUUCAACCUCUUCGACAGCCUCCUGAGCCUGCGCCGCCGCCUGGUGAAGAUCCGCAACGGGGUCGGCCUGCUGCCGGUGUGGCAGCGUGAGAGCCGGCAUCCGCCGGGAAUGCCGGGCCGCGUCUUCUGCGGCAUCGGGUGUCUGCCGCGACCCGAGGAGGUGGGCGGUAAGCGCAAAGCCGACGAGGAGAAACGCGAGGAGUUCAAGGCCGCGCGGGCCGCGCUCAUCGCCCAGCUGCCGAAGGCGAUCCAGCGGGAGAUCCUUGUGCUGGAGCUGCCGGACGCUUUGGUGGGCCCGAGCGCCUUCUCGUACCCCAGGCUCGUCAAGUACUUCUGCAGGCACGCCCUUGAUGUGGUCGAGGUGGAUUUGGUCAACAGUUUCUACCAGCUGCUCUCCAAGGAGUUUGAGCUCCCGGAGGCUCUGAGGGAUUACGUGACCCACAGGGAGGCGACCCUCCAGUUGCUUGUGUCGGGCCUCAACUCUGUCAAGGCCGACUACGAGAACAAGGCCGCGAAGGAGGCGCGUCGGCGGGCUGCCAAAGCUGAGGACCGGAGGCCGUGGUCCGAGGAGGACGAGCCGUCCCGGCCCAGCAAGCCUCUGACCCGCCAGGAUGCCAAGGGGCUGCUUAUCGCCAUGGGCUUCGGCAUGUCGGCGAGCAAUUGGUGCUCGAAGCACCUGGGCUUCGUUCCCAGGAGUGCGGAGUACGACCCCCUGCUGGACCUUCUGGCCUCCAUCGAGAAGGCUGUGGGUGGCGUGCUCAUCAAGUGCCGGUACGCCUCCCUGGAGCGGCGGGCGCUGGAGGCCUUCAAGCGGGCUGCCGGGGAGGACCUGGCGGCUCUGGAGCACGACGGAGUUGCGGUGGCGCGGGAGAGCGCCGAUGCGGUGGUCGUCGCGGCCGCGGAGCUGGGCCUGGAGGUGGACGUCAAGGAGACCCCGGAUCCCCUUCAGUACGCGGCUGAGGAGCACCCGGAGUUCAACUGGAGCCUCCAGGCGAAGCGGCCCUACCGGGAGUUUGCGGAGGUGCGGGACGCCUGCCUGGUCCACAUCUCCCUGCGCCGCGUGCGCCCCAACGGCUCCGACUUCGCGGACUUCGUGGCAUCCCUCCUGGCUCCCGUGGUCAACGUGCCGCACGAGGACGGGGAGAAGCGCACCACCUUUGAGUUCUUCGAUGGCAGAGGCUUCUGGGUGCCCAAGCACAAGGACGACAUGGGGGCGCUCAUCCGCAUGAGCUUGAAGAACCUCUCGCGGCCCGCCUACGCCGGCCCCUUCACUCCGCCGGAGCCGCUCAACGACAGCUGCUGGACCAAGAGCUUGGUGGACGAGGUCUUAGGCUUGCUCAGCGGGCACACCAUGGCUCCGCUGGACGCCGACAGGCAGGCACAGCCCUGCGACCGGAUGUCCCUGCACGCAGAGGCGACCUCCGCAGCCUGGGUGCCGCCCGUUGCCACGCAGCUCUUCAGCAAGGUCGAGACCUUCCUCCGGACGCGAGGGCGGACCCUGGAAGAGAACGAGGAGGGGCUCGCGGUGGUGGAGGCCUUCGAGGAGCUCAAGCCGCACUCCGGGCUGCUGAAGCUCUUGAGGAAGUACGGCUCGUGGCUGCAGGUGCUGUACAUCCUCCGCCUCUUCGCCCGGGCGAUCGUGGCUCUGGAGCGCCUGUGCGAGCUCUUCUACCUCCACGGGCCGGGGUCCUCCGGCAAGGACGUGCUCAUGCUGAUCUUGCUGCGCUUCCUGGGUUACGAGCCGCAGCAUUACGGGCUCCUCGUGAGCGGCCGCUACUUCGUGGCGGGGGCGAAGAGUGGCAAAGAAUCGGCCUCCCCCCAGUUAGACCAAAUGCGCGGGAAACGGUUUAUCUGGGGGUCAGAGGUGCCAGAGCACGAGGAUUUAGACACAGACUUUUUAAAAGCUCUGUGCGAACAAGGCGGGGCUCCGCUGACAGGGAGAGGCCUCUACAGGAAUCCCCGGAGCUUUCGCCCCAUGGGAGUCUUCUGCGCCACCAGCAACUUCCCGCCGAAGGUCAAGCAGAUCGACGAUGACGGCUGGGCCCGCCGAGCUCGCGAGUGGCAGACCGAAGCCCGCUUCGUGGCCAGGCCGACAAAGAUCACGGAGCACAAGGCCGACGACUCCCUGAAGAAGAAGAUCAACGACGGCUGCUUCCAUGCGGAGAUGAACUUCUUCGCCUUCGGCUUGUUCAAUUCUCUCUCCGAGGAGCUGAAUCCGGGCACGGAGCUCAUGCCGAAGCCCCCGCAGAUGGUGCUUCUGGAGGAGCAGAACCGGGAAAACGCCAAGACCGUCGACAAGUUCUUGCUCGAGCACUGCGAGAGGGUCGCCCAGUACAACCAAGGCUGUCCCUGGAGCGCCUUCGUGGAUGCGCUGAAGGCCUACCUGGACUGCGACCGAAAGGUGGCGAGGACCAGGCUCACCAGCGCCGGCAUCAAGAUGCACAAUGCCGGCACCAAGAACGUCCCCACCGACAACUACGGCAGCUGGAAGCUGAAGCAU
This is a messenger RNA of Symbiodinium sp. CCMP2456, 3852 nucleotides long. NCBI's taxonomy places the organism in Eukaryota, Dinophyceae, Suessiales, Symbiodiniaceae. The record is from the annotation of a GenBank genome assembly.